GAGCGCUUCCAAUUCUUUUUCUUCCCUCCGGUCGUCUUCUCCCUCCCCUGCCCCAAUUCCCCAACACAGCGCAAGGGCCAGACGCCCAGAACCAGACGAGCACGGACGGACCUCCGCAGGCCGCAUCCCUCCACGUGCACGAGUUCCGAGGCGCCCCUUCGAUCCGCCCGGCCCGGCCCUCUCCACCGCGCGCGCGCGUCCGUCGCUAGCGUUUGGCCGUCUCCCUCUUGAGCCCCGAGUACCCCCACGACGCGGCAAGGAACCUCGCCAUGAGGGUCCACCCGGCUCCGCGGAAGCGCACCAUCGCCGUGCAGCGCUGCGCCACGGCGGCGGCGGCGGCGGCGGCGGGCGCACUCGGCGGGAAGAAGCUGCGCCGCCUGCCGCACAUCUUCGCCAAGGUGCUGGAGCUCCCCUUCGCGGCCGACGCGGACGUGUCCGUCGAGGAGGACGCGGCGGCGCUGCGGUUCGUCGCCGCGGCCGUCGACGGGGUCUCCCCCGAUGGCGCCCGCGCUCACGCCGUCGAGAUCCACCCGGGGGUCACCAAGGUCGUCGUCCGGGGCCUCUCCCCCGCCGACGGCGGCGGCGGGGUCGACGACGAUGGGGCCGCCGCUUUCGAGCUCGACCGCUGGCGCUUCCGCCUCCCGCCCUGCACGCGCCCUGCCAUGGCCACGGCCACCUACUCCCAGGGCGAGCUCGUCGUCACUGUCCCCAAGGGCGCCGGCCCCGACGACGCGGCCGCUGUCCUCGGUGGCACGGAGCGCGUCCUCGUGCUUGUAUAGUAUAUCUACAUGUCCCGUCCAUGACUCAUCUCCACUGCUUUGCUGAUUCGCCUGUUUCUAUUCCUACUACUAUACUAAUACCAAAUAUUUAUUUAUA
Molecule: messenger RNA, 876 nt
Organism: Zea mays
Lineage: Eukaryota; Viridiplantae; Streptophyta; Magnoliopsida; Poales; Poaceae
Exons: 1
Coding region: 270-779 (169 amino acids)
Source: RefSeq, marked predicted